AUGACAAUUCUCAGGGUCGGCUCAACACGCUACACCCUCAACACAGCCAUGCUUUCGCUCCAUUCUACCAUGCUACGCGACUCUAUCAAGGAGGAAGAAUCAGGAAUACUCCUCUGUCCAGACUGGUGGGACGUCGGAGCGUCAGUCGACGUCUUCAUCGACUGGAUCUACACCCGCAGAUUCCCCAGCACAUACCGCCCCUGGGGCAUCGAGCCGCCGCAGCCCCUCGACGGCGACGCUUGUGUUCGCAUCUACAUUUUUGCUUGGCAAAUCGACGCCUCGGAGCUCCGCGCCGCCAUAGAGUGCAAGGCAGUAUCCUUCUUCGUGCAGAAUGACUACUACGCCCCCUUCGACACGGUUAAUCUUGCAUUCUCUGCGUUGCCGCAUGAGCAUGUGAUGCUGGAAUUGCUGGUCGAUGCGCAUUGUCGCUCGUUUAGGGACGAUGCGCAGGGGAAGUGGGAGAUGCAGCAGGAAAGCAAAUUGCCGGGGGUGAUGAGGAGGUAUGCGAGGGUGGGGGCGAGGAAGGAACUGAGGGCGUCUGACUAUCUUGGACAUCGGAGUGUUAAAAAGAGGAAGAGGUGGGAGGAGGAGGAGGCGGUGGAGAGUGUUGAGUCAGGCGAUGGAGAAUAA
This is a messenger RNA of Parastagonospora nodorum SN15, 630 nucleotides long. RefSeq lists its product as hypothetical. The transcript has 3 exons. Lineage: Eukaryota; Fungi; Ascomycota; Dothideomycetes; Pleosporales; Phaeosphaeriaceae. Bases 1 to 630 code for a protein of 209 amino acids. The record is from RefSeq and is a predicted model, not a curated record.